Plasmopara halstedii is the source of this 264-nucleotide messenger RNA. RefSeq lists its product as uncharacterized. Bases 1 to 264 code for a protein of 87 amino acids. The record is from RefSeq and is a predicted model, not a curated record. Lineage: Eukaryota; Oomycota; Peronosporomycetes; Peronosporales; Peronosporaceae. The transcript has 2 exons.
AUGUCCUCGACUUCUUCCGUUGAAUCUGUUGACUCACCGACAAAGGCGGAAUGUUUAGAGCUGUUUCGCGCACUGAAAAACAAAGAUGAGCUAUCACUUUCGUGCAAGGAAAUCAUGCAAAUGAUCACGGCGAAUGAUAAAGGUGUUAUGGAGAACGAGCCGCUUAAUACGCACGGAGGCAGCAGAAAUCGCGGCGGUAUUAGUCAUGCAGCGCUGCAACGCCGUUUCACAGGCAAGAUGUCCGGUGUCAGACUUUCGGGUUAA